Molecule: messenger RNA, 3586 nt
Organism: Hipposideros armiger (great roundleaf bat)
Lineage: Eukaryota; Metazoa; Chordata; Mammalia; Chiroptera; Hipposideridae
Gene: CACTIN
Product: cactin, spliceosome C complex subunit
Exons: 10
Coding region: 181-2445 (754 amino acids)
Biological process (GO): negative regulation of innate immune response; mRNA cis splicing, via spliceosome
Cellular component (GO): spliceosomal complex; cytoplasm
Molecular function (GO): protein binding
Source: RefSeq, a predicted model, not a curated record
AACACGCGUACCACAUUAGCAGGAAGUGGCUGGUUACAGGGCGUCAGAGUCCCCGAGGGAUGGGUUCUUAUCUCCCGACUCAGGCGUGAACGGGACAGAUUGGUGCGCGCCACGGCCGAGGAAGGUCCCUGGCGCAGGCCCUGGAUAUUUGUGUCAGCGCCGCCGCCACCGUCCCAGCAGAUGGGUCGGGACACACGCUCCCGCUCGCGGUCCGCUGGUCGCAGGGGCCAAAGGCAGCGGAGUCGGAGCCGAAGUCGGAGCGGGAGCCAUGGACGGCGAAACCGGCGGCGUCAGGACGACGAGGGUCGGCGCAGACGGAGGCGGAGCAGGAGGAGGCAGCGGAGCCGUGAGCGCAGGUCAGAUUCAGAGGAGGACCAGUGGCAGCGGCGAGGGAGACAGAGCCGGAGCCCACAACCCCCUCAAUGGCGCUCAAAGGACCGGUCGUCUCAGUCUGACUCAGAUAGUGAGUGGCGGCGGCAGCGGGGCCACUGGGCCCACAGGCAGUGGACACGCUCUUGGUCCCCGGGCUCCUCUGCAUCCAGCUCAGCAUCGCCAGACCUCUCCCAGAGCUCGCGGGAGGCGGCCGAGGCCCUGAGCCAGCAGCAGAGCCUGCAGGAGCGGCUGCGGCUGCGCGAGGAGCGGAAGCAGCAGGAGGAGCUGAUGAAGGCCUUUGAGACGCCCGAGGAGAAGCGGGCCCGGCGCCUGGCCAAGAAGGAGGCCAAGGAGAGGAAGAAGCGGGAGAAGAUGGGCUGGGGCGAGGAGUACAUGGGCUACACCAACACCGACAACCCCUUCGGCGACAACAACCUCCUGGGUACCUUCAUCUGGAACAAGGCCCUGGAGAAGAAGGGGAUCAGCCAUCUGGAGGAGAAGGAGCUGAAGGAGCGAAACAAAAGGAUCCAGGAGGACAAUCGGCUGGAGCUACAGAAGGUGAAGCAGCUGCGGCUGGAGCGAGAGCGGGAGAAAGCCAUGCGUGAACAGGAGCUGGAGAUGCUGCAGCGGGAGAAGGAGGCAGAGCACUUCAAGACCUGGGAAGAGCAGGAGGACAAUUUCCAUCUCCAGCAGGCCAAGCUGCGCUCCAAAAUCCGUAUCCGGGAUGGGCGGGCCAAGCCCAUUGACCUGUUGGCCAAGUACAUCAGCGCCGAGGACGACGACCUGGCCGUGGAGAUGCAUGAGCCUUACACUUUCCUCAACGGCCUCACGGUCGCCGACAUGGAGGACCUGCUGGAGGACAUCCAAGUGUACAUGGAACUUGAGCAGGGCAAGAACGUGGACUUCUGGCGGGACAUGACCAUCAUCACAGAGGACGAGAUCUCCAAGCUCCGCAAGCUGGAGGCCUCAGGCAAGGGCCCAGGUGAGAGGCGAGAGGGCGUUAACGCCUCUGUCAGCUCUGAUGUGCAGUCGGUCUUCAAGGGGAAGACGUACAGCCAGCUGCAGGUCAUCUUCCAGGGCAUCGAGGGCAAGAUCCGGGCUGGGGGCCCCAACCUGGACAUGGGCUACUGGGAGAGCCUGCUGCAACAGCUGCGUGCCCACAUGGCACGUGCCAGGCUCCGCGAGCGGCACCAGGACGUGCUGCGGCAGAAGCUCUACAAGCUGAAGCAGGAGCAGGGCGUGGAAAGUGAGCCGCUGUUCCCCAUCCUCAAGCAGGAGCCCCAGUCUCCUGGCCACAGCCUGGAGCCUGAGAACUCGGCCCCAACCCCUCCUGGGCCCUCCUCAGAGGGCGUCUCCGCAGACCCUGAGGCGGAGGGGGCAGCCCCGGCAGAGGGGGAGCCGGAGGGAGAGGCCGUGCUCAUGGAGGAGGACCUAAUCCAGCAGAGCCUGGAUGACUAUGACGCUGGCAAGUACAGUCCCCGGCUGCUCACAGCCCACGAGCUGCCGCUGGACGCCCACGUGCUGGAGCCUGAUGAGGACCUGCAGCGCCUGCAGCUAUCACGGCAGCAGCUCCAGGUCACAGGUGAUGCGAGUGAGAGCGCAGAGGACAUCUUCUUCCGGCGGGCCAAGGAGGGCAUGGGUCAGGACGAGGCGCAGUUCAGCGUGGAGAUGCCACUGACUGGCAAGGCCUACCUGUGGGCUGACAAGUACCGACCGCGCAAGCCGCGCUUCUUCAACCGCGUGCACACUGGCUUUGAGUGGAACAAGUACAACCAGACGCACUACGACUUCGAUAACCCGCCACCCAAGAUCGUGCAGGGCUACAAGUUCAACAUCUUCUACCCUGACCUCAUCGACAAGCGCUCCACGCCUGAGUACUUCCUGGAGGCCUGCCCUGACAACAAGGACUUUGCCACCCUGCGCUUCCAUGCCGGGCCCCCCUAUGAGGACAUCGCCUUCAAGAUCGUCAAUCGCGAGUGGGAGUAUUCACACCGCCAUGGUUUCCGUUGCCAGUUUGCCAACGGCAUCUUUCAGCUCUGGUUCCACUUCAAGCGCUACCGCUACCGGCGGUGAUGGCCCCGUCUUCCUCCAGGACCACCUGAUGGCGGUGGUGAAGCUGGCAGCCACCCCCGGCCGGUUCACAGUCCAUCCCAGGCUGGGCCUCCCCCUCGCCACCCUCACUUUGUCUGCAUGAACAGCAGGUCACAGGAACUGCCUUGGAAAAUGGAGGGGAUGGCCGGGCCAGCCUGGCCCAGGAUUCUGACACGCAGGUGCCGGGCCACUGGUGGUUUCUCGGAGCCCAGGGAACCCAGCUAGUGUCGGCCAACUUCACUGUCCACAUGGGCAGACAGGCCCAAGCCUCGCUCUGCGACAAGCCCUGAGCUUGGGGCUGCAUGGAGCCAGGAGGUGGAAUGCCAGGCUUUUGAGGAGCAGGAGACCCAAGUCCAAAGCGUCGAUUGGCGCUUAGACGCAGCCAGCGGCAGCAGGACCCACACCCCGGGCCCUUUCCCAGCUGGCCUCCCUUGGAGCCUGUAGCAGUAGGUCCUGGAGCCUUGCUGUGUGUGUUCUAGAAGAGACCAUCUGAAGGACAUGCAAGUUCUGCAGUCCCCCCCACCUCGCCCUUGAUGCUGACUGUGGGGUCAGUCUCCCCCCAAGUGGGUGUGAAGGACACAUCAUUGUCCACCAUCAGGUCCAGGAACCAAGGGUCACUGAGAUGUCCUUCCUCAGUCACUGAUGGCAGGAGCUCCCAGGAGCCCAGCCUCCAUAGGUACAGCUGCAGUGCCCCCAUCUGGUCUGAGCGUUCCCCUCACCUUGGGACAGCCGUGACACAGGCCACCUCCCAGCCACCACAAAGCUGCCCACCCUCCUUGUUCCUGUGUCAGACAGGGACAGUCACAGCCCAGACAGGUACAGUCACUCACGCACAGUCACAGACUAUCAACAGCACAUCAGGCAGACUAACCCCAGAAACAUUUCUUAUACUGAUUUAUUACAGAGACAUUUCCAGCCUAAAGUGAGAAGAAUCUACACCAGACCUUGAAGUGCCACCUCCCAGCUCCUCGGGACAGUCCUGCCCAACACCCAGUUUCAUCCGGAAAUAUUUUAGGUUGUUUCUCUAAAAAGACUUUUUUAGGUGUGUGAGGGGGGAUCUUAUUUUCAUUUAAUUUGCUCAUGAAGGUGCAUGCUUUUUAAAUAAACAUUUGAUUUUAGAUAA